UCUGUACAUAGUACAUACAUCCGUCGUAUAUUAAAACUCGUUUCUUUACAAUUUCAAAGACAAAAGUGGUGAAUUACUACUCUAACCAGCACUACUCCGGAUGAAACAACCCUAACCUUAACCCUUGCAUCAUCAUCUUCCUCCUCCAUCACUCCUGGAGAUUCACUUCACCAACAGCCUCUUCCCAGUCUUACGUUUGACAUCGUGGCUGAAAUUCUUUCCAGGCUUCCAGUCAAAUCCCUCAUGCAACUCAAAUCGGUCUGCAAAUCCUGGAAAUAUCUUAUUUCAGAUUCAAAUUUCGCCAAGAACCACUUUCGCGUUUCAACCACGCGCCACCAUCUUGUCUCAGAUAAAACCAAACCCUCACUCAAUUAUUACCCUCUCUCCUCCGUUUUCACAGAAAUCACCCCUACCACCACUCCCUUGCAGCUACAGUUCCCUCUAAACGAUCAAAGUUGGGAUCGCUUCAUUGGUUCAUGCCGCGGCAUCCUCUGUUUCAGUCUCGGUAAAGCUCCCCCUCUUGUGUGGAAUCCUUCCAUUCAGAAAUUUACUAAAUUGCCCUCUUUGGGCUAUACAGAACGAGAGGGGCUUUGCAGACUGUAUGGCUUUGGCUAUGAUCAUGUAAGUGACACUUACAAGGUUGUUGUUGUUGAUUGGUAUAGUGAUGACGGUUCUCAUUAUGGGCUUGACAAAAAUCAAACUAUGCUUCAUACUUUGGGUACUAACUCUUGGAGAAGGAUUCAGAAUUUUCCUUAUACCCCUUUUGGUGCGGAUGGUUCAGGAACAGUUGUCUGUGGCACUAUUAAUUGGUUGACAUCUAAAACUUGGUCGGCCACUUCAUUGUUUAUUGUUUCUCUUGAUUUGGAGAAGGAGUCUUAUCGAGAGCUAUUGCCACCGCCUGAUCAUAGAGUGAUAACCGUGGUUAAUUUUAUGCUAGGAGUGUUAAGGGAUUGCUUGUGCCUAUUUUCUAAUGAUCCUACUUUUACAGAUGUUUGGCUUAUGAAGGAGUAUGGAAAUAAUGAUUCUUGGACUAAAUUGUUCCGUCUUCCUCACAUGAAAGAUCAUCCUCGUUCUUGGUCUCAUGCUUGUCCACUUUAUGUUUCUGAGGAUGAUCAAGUGCUACUUGAUAUGACGUCCAAGUUGGUUGUUUACAAUUAUAGAGAUGGUACUUUUAAGGAUUUCGGUAUUCAAAAUACAUUUAGUUGUUGGAAUUCAAAAGUAUACCAGGAAAGUUUAAUAUCACCUUGUCCGUGAAUAGUAUUAGUAUGUAUGUUAAAUGAUAUGUUAUGCCAUUUGUGUAUCAAGAAUCCAUCCAUUGGAUGCUUCCACUUCCUAAUUGCAACUUUUAUAUUUACUACUCACUUCAUGGGUUGUUGUUUAAUCAUUGGUCGGUGGAAUUUGCAGCAAGAGAAAUUGCUUUGUUAGGUGUAAUUGAUUUGGUUUUCUUAAAUUGGAAUCAAGUGUUAUGACAAGUCUCUUGUAUUGUAUGUUUAUUAAAAUUUCUGAUGAUGGCUACACGAAUUUCAUAUUGUGUGCGGCUAAUGACGAUGUUAGUGAUGUUUUUAUGCAAACAACAUAGAAUCA
Messenger RNA from Medicago truncatula (barrel medic), 1584 nucleotides. RefSeq names its product F-box/kelch-repeat protein At3g23880. The transcript has a single exon. NCBI's taxonomy places the organism in Eukaryota, Viridiplantae, Streptophyta, Magnoliopsida, Fabales, Fabaceae. Bases 244 to 1254 code for a protein of 336 amino acids. The record is from RefSeq and is a predicted model, not a curated record.